AUGUCUCGCUUUCUAGGCCGUCGCUACGCCGGCUGCUGGCUCCGCCAAGCGCCCUCUGCCGCCAGACGCUGCUAUUCUGCACCAGUGUCCGCCUUUGACUGGCAGGAUCCGCUCGCCUCCAAGACCCUGCUUACGGACGAGGAGCAGGCCAUUUCAGAGACAGCCGAGCGCUACUGCCAGGAAAAGCUGGCGCCGCGCGUUCUGGCAAGCCGUGUUAAUGCGUCCGAAGAGGCCUAUCGAAACGAGCACUACGACAAGGCGAUCCUGCAGGAGAUGGGCCAGCUGGGCCUUCUGGGUGCCACGAUCCAGGGCUACGGCUGUGCGGGCGUGUCGACGGUGGCGGGAGCACUGAUCACGCGGGCGGUCGAGCGCGUCGACUCGGGCUACCGGUCCGGCAUGAGCGUGCAGUCAAGCCUGGCCAUGGGCGGGAUCUACGAGUUCGGCAGUGAGGAGCAGAAGGAGCGGUUCCUGCCGGCGAUGGCGCGUGGCGAGCUGCUGGGGGCAUUUGGGCUGACGGAGCCGAAUCACGGCAGCGAUCCGGGCUCGCUGGAGACGACGGCGACGGCAGAUCCGACACGACCGGGCUACUAUCAGCUCAGCGGCUCCAAGACCUGGAUCACCAACAGCCCGAUCGCGGACGUGCUGCUGGUGUGGGCCAAGCUGGCCGACCCGACCUCGGGCAAGCUCGGAGCUGACGGCAAGCCCAAGAAGACGAUCCGCGGCUUCCUGGUCGAGCGCAAGGACUGCCCGCCCGGCACGCUGGAGACGCCCAAAAUCGCGAACAAGACCGGCCUGCGGGCCAGCAUCACCGGCAUGAUCCACCUCGACCGCUGCCCCGUGCCGGCCGCCAACCUGCUGCCGCACGGCGAGGGUCUCCGUGGACCCUUUACCUGCCUCAACCACGCCCGUUAUGGCAUCGCGCUCGGCGUCAUGGGCGCGCUCGAGGACUGCAUCGCGCGCGCCCGCACCUACGCCCUCGAGCGCACCCAGUUCCGCGGCAACCCGCUGGCCCGCUACCAGCUGGUCCAGAAAAAGCUCGCCGAUGCUGCCACUGAUGCCGCCUACGGCACCCUCGCCGCCAUCCAGGUUGGCCGCGCCAAGGAUGCCGCCACCGGCGCCAGCGCCUCGGCCGUACCCGACAUGAUCAGCAUGGUCAAGCGCCAGAACUGCGACCGCGCCCUGCAGGGAGCCCGCGUCCUGCAGGAGAUCUUUGGCGGUAACGCCGUCAGCGACGAAUACGCCAUCGGCCGCCACGUCGCCAACCUCUACGUCACCCAGACGUACGAGGGCCAGAGCGACAUCCACAGUCUCAUCAUCGGCCGUGCCAUCACGGGCGUGCAGGCAUUUGCUUAA
This is a messenger RNA of Grosmannia clavigera kw1407, 1353 nucleotides long. Its product is annotated as glutaryl-mitochondrial precursor. Gene Ontology annotation, molecular function: glutaryl-CoA dehydrogenase activity; fatty-acyl-CoA binding; flavin adenine dinucleotide binding. The coding region runs from base 1 to 1353 and encodes 450 amino acids. Gene Ontology annotation, cellular component: mitochondrial inner membrane. The transcript is spliced from 2 exons. Gene Ontology annotation, biological process: fatty-acyl-CoA biosynthetic process; fatty acid beta-oxidation using acyl-CoA dehydrogenase. The record is from RefSeq and is a predicted model, not a curated record. NCBI's taxonomy places the organism in Eukaryota, Fungi, Ascomycota, Sordariomycetes, Ophiostomatales, Ophiostomataceae.